Molecule: messenger RNA, 1173 nt
Organism: Myiozetetes cayanensis
Lineage: Eukaryota; Metazoa; Chordata; Aves; Passeriformes; Tyrannidae
Exons: 10
Coding region: 1-1143 (380 amino acids)
Source: RefSeq, a predicted model, not a curated record
AUGUCCCAUUCCACACGGUGGGAAUACUCCAAUGGCACCGGCUCCCACACCAUCCUGUGGCACGAUGGGGGCUCCCACACCCCGGCCAUCCACGCGCCCUACGUGGGACGAGCUGUUUUCCACCCAUCCAACGGAUCUCUGACGCUGGAGGAUGUCCAGGAAAGCGACAGUGGCAUCUACAGGGUGACUGUCAGCGGAGGAGACAGAGAGAGCCUGGAAAUCCUGCUGGAAGUCCUCAAGCCCGUGUCCCGCCCUCAGCUCUGGAGCAGCUCUCUCGUGGCUCAGGCCACUGGUGAGGUGGUCUGUGAGGUGGCAGAGGGCAGAGUGGACACCAUCACCUGGAAGAAGGAUGGGCAGCCCCUUUCCCCAGACAGGGGUUUCCACACCUCCAACAGCCGCAGCAUUUUGUACCUGAGGCCGGCAAAGAAGUCUGACUGUGGCUCCUACUCCUGCAACGCCAGCAACGGGAUAAGCUGGCAAGAAACCUCUCUGAACAUCACCAUUGCAGGUCUCUCCCGUCCCUUGAAGGACACCCUGAGGGUUGCAGUGGUCGCCGUGGUCUUCGCCGUCAUCUCAGCGUGCGGAUUAAUCAUCCCCGCCUGCCAGUCUCAAAAGCUCAGGAUAAGGGGGGAGCUGUGGAGGUGGCUCAGUGCCUACACCUCUGGGCUGGUGUGCGUCGCCUGCAUCCUGGACUGCACCGCCGGGAUCCUCUGGAUGAGGGAGGAAGGCCCUUCUGUUGCCAUCCUACUGCCUGAGAUCAUCCUGACCUACUUCACCGUGCUGACCUUCCUGGUCUCCUCCGUCGUGAUCUUCCAGCCCAUGAUUUUCAUCCAACUGAAGAGCAAAUCAGCUCAGCGCACGAUGGGCUAUGCGGCUCCGGGGGCUGCGGUCGUGGCGGUUGUGAUGGCCUCCUUCCUCAUCAAGAACAUCUACCAGCGCCACGGAGAAGGAUGUGCUGCCUUCGUGGACGUGACCACCCUGGUGCUCAGCACAGCGGCCGUGUCGGCCCUCCCGCUCCUCACCAUCUUCCUCUGCUAUCACACGACGCAGGGGAGGCAGGAGGAACCUGACGUCUGUUGGAUAGACAAGGCGAGGGCCUUCGAAAUGUCUCAGCCUGGCACCGUGGACACCACUCCCAGCUGACAGAGAUCUUCCUGGCUGUUCCUCACCUGG